Molecule: messenger RNA, 1993 nt
Organism: Suillus subalutaceus
Lineage: Eukaryota; Fungi; Basidiomycota; Agaricomycetes; Boletales; Suillaceae
Exons: 5
Coding region: 55-1611 (518 amino acids)
Biological process (GO): regulation of transcription by RNA polymerase II; chromatin remodeling
Cellular component (GO): nucleus; nuclear chromosome
Molecular function (GO): transcription coregulator activity
Source: RefSeq, a predicted model, not a curated record
CUUUCUGUAAGCUGCUCAACAAGCCAUUACUUGAAGAUUCGGGCAGUUGCCAAGAUGGCCGACGCAUCCUCCUCGACCAGCUACCCGACGAACAUGACGAACCUAACAGAUUUACAAUUGCGCCAAACUAUAACCCAGCUCUCAAACGCAGCUAACAAUCCUACAAACCAGUUUCAGCACUACGUAUCACCCGCACCCCAACAAUCAACAUCAAAAGCUUACCUUAAAAAUGUUCACACUUGGUCAACAACAAAUCCGAACAAGGCUACCCGUGCCCGUCAUCGCACGGCAAAGACUACUGCACAACCAGUUCCACAACAGAUCGUCGCUGCUCCAGUAUACCAACCACCUCCUCAACCAGUCGCACCCGUACCAGUCGCUCCUCCUCUCCCCCCAAACCCACCCCGUCAUCCACUCCCCGUCGUCUCACAAGCUCUCCAUUCUACAUAUGCAUCUCCGCCUACGCACAGGAACAACCCUCCUCCCUCAGGAGACGAGUUCCCAGAUGCUGGUGCUAUCGAAUCCGAUGACUCUGAUUUUGUCGCUAGCGGGGGCAUGAGAACGACUUUGAGGACACGGAGAAUGGGAACUGGCAUGUCGGUUUUUCACUCAGGUAGUGGGAUGUCCACCCCUCAACCGCAACAGCGGCGCUCUACACCGAUGCAGAACGACAAGGGAGAGUUGGAUCAGAGUUAUCUAGGCAUGAUCCCUCCAAGUCGGUUUAUCAAAGCAAAACCCGUCGCUCCAACCGCACAUGAUUAUCCUUCACCUGACAUGCUUGAAACACAAGCACAAACACGCGCCUCUCUAGUCCCUAUCCGUGUCGAAUUCGAGACAGAUACCCUCCGAAUACGCGACUGUUUCGUCUGGAACUUGAACGAGACCCUCAUCAAACCCGAAUCAUUCGCUAAAGUAUUUUGCGCAGACCUCGAUCUCCCCACCGUCCCAUGGGCAGAAACAGUCGCAAACCAAAUCCGUGCACAGAUAGAAGACCACGAAGGCGUCGCUUCCAUGGAUAUAGGUACAGACCAUACUAUCGACUUGAGCUUGGAUCCCCAUGUUGCGGCUGAAGCGGGCGAGGAGGUUCCCGAGUGUCGUGUUAUCCUAAGCAUCGACGUGCAGAUAGCGACGCAUCAUUUACUCGACCAUAUAGAGUGGGAUUUGCUUUCACCUCUGACACCUGAAGCAUUUGCGUUGCAGCUCUGUACCGAGCUGGGGUUAUCAGGAGAGGCGCUACCGCUCAUAGCUCACGCGAUCCACGAAGAGCUCAUAAAGCACAAGAAGGACGCUAUCGAAUGGGGCGUCAUCGGUGGGGACAAAGAAGCCGAAGGCCUGAAAGACAAAACAGGGCUGGGCAUGGGCUGGGGCCGCACCAAAGGCCCAAAAGUCCUCCAAAGCGUAUGGCGCGAAUGGACAGAAGCAGAAGAAUUCCGAACACGGUUCGAGGUGCUCACCGCAGAAGAAGUAGAGAGGCGAGAAAUCGAAAAAGAAAGAGCUAGCAGGUACGGCGUCUUACGCUGCACGCGCUAUCUAUCCAAUCAUACUAACCUGACCAGGCGGUUGCGUCGCGAGACGUCUAAAUUCCAGACUACCAGAACUAGACGACGUUGAUCUAUCUAUCUGGGACCUAGAUUCUGGAUUCCGGAUUGCACGAUCAAGUCAUAAUGAUAAUCACAUGAAAAAUUACUGUAUUCCGUUCAUAAUCGCCAUCUGUAUUGAUGUCGACGCCAUCCCCAAGCCAUUCCUGUCUUGUCCUUAUCGCUUUUUAAAAUUGCAGCCGGCCGGCGAUCGUUGUCUUCUGGAUCCCCGAUUCAGUUCUACCCAGUCAUUUAUUGACAAGGAGUCGUAUUCUGGGCAUGCAUGAUAAGACCACGCACCCAGAUUUACAGUGAGAUCUGAUGGAAUCUUCUUCAUUUCAAGCUGCUGGCUCCACGAGUGUGGUGCUGGUGCUGCGCAUGGGGUGCUGGAAGCAAGUACCGCGCGCGGCGCAUAC